This is a messenger RNA of Cadophora gregata, 615 nucleotides long. RefSeq lists its product as uncharacterized. The record is from RefSeq and is a predicted model, not a curated record. NCBI's taxonomy places the organism in Eukaryota, Fungi, Ascomycota, Leotiomycetes, Helotiales, Ploettnerulaceae. The transcript is spliced from 2 exons. Bases 1 to 615 code for a protein of 204 amino acids.
AUGAGAACGGCUGGUGUCAGAAACAAUGCUUUGCUGGAGGAUAUAGGUUCGCAGGAACUGAGUAUCGUAAGUCGUAUACCUCCAGUCUCAUGGAUUGCCAAAGCUAACUCGGGGCAGAUACGGAGUGUUGGUACCGAUGAGAGCUUGAAGAAGUGUGCUUGGAGUUGUCCCGGAGACGUAACGCAACCCUGUGGAGGGGAUGGCACAUAUGUUUCUAUCUUCUAUGACCGCACUCGAUAUACACCUGGGCCGGACUCGAUACCUGGUCUCCCUCCUGUCGUAUCAUCCUCGUCAUCGAGAGCUUCACAUACCUCGAGCAUGUCAACGGUUUCCCAGUCGAGCGUCAGUACUUCGGUUUCCACGACAGUUUCGUUGGGGACAACAUCGACCAAACCUAGCUCAACUCCAACUCAAACAGGUCCUGCUAUCGUCCGAUCGAUUGGCUCCUACUCGUAUGCUGGGUGUUACACUGAGUCAACGAAGGGUCGCGCUUUAUCUUUGAAGUCUUUCGCAGAUGAUACGAUGACUGUUGAGAUCUGUGCGCAAACCUGUGUCGGCUAUAUUUGGUUUGGUAUCGAGUAUCGCAGAGGGUGUAGGAUCCCGUUCGUAUCCUGA